GUGAAUCAGUGCAGUAUUGCCAUGCCUCUCUCUCCUCUGCCUCCCCCCACCCCCCUUUCUCUCUCUCUCUCUCUGUUCAUGGGAGGAGCGCAGCGCCUCUCCGUAUAAGAAGUGUUGAGCUUACAACAAGGGAUUUUACACAGCUACUCAGGAGAAACGAAAUGAUCUGCCCUGGAGCCGCAGCAAAAUGCUGGAUGGACACCUACUCCUGGGAUGGUUAUCGUUCACAGUUAUAGUGCAUCUUCUCAGCUUGCCUGGACCAACCACAGCUUACUUCGGGUUGACCGGUAAUGAACCAUUGUCUGUUCUGCCACUGAAUUCUCUACCAGAAGAGAGCACGGGUAGGGCCCACUACAAGCUUUGUGACCGUCUCAAACUGGAAAAGAAGCAGCGCAGGAUGUGCAGACGAGACCCGGGCGUGGCGGAUACCUUGAGAGAGGCCAUAAUUAUGAGUGCCUUAGAAUGCCAGCAUCAGUUUCGCUUUGAGAGGUGGAAUUGCACAUUAGAAGGUCGGCAUCGCGCCAACAUAUUAAAAAGAGGAUUCAAAGAGACAGCCUUCUUGUAUGCCAUCUCCUCAGCGGGCCUAACUCACGCCUUAGCCAAAGCGUGCAGUGCAGGACGUAUGGAGCGCUGCACGUGUGACGAAGCCCCAGACCUGGAGAACCGCAAGGCCUGGCAGUGGGGAGGCUGUGGAGACAACCUGAAAUAUGCCAAUAAAUUUGUCAAGGAAUUUCUGGGCAAACGCUCCAACAAGGACCUGCGUGCACGAGUGGACACGCACAACACAAAUGUGGGGAUGAAGGUAAUCAAGGCUGGAGUAGAGACUACUUGUAAAUGCCACGGUGUCUCUGGCUCCUGCACUGUCCAGACCUGCUGGAGGCAGCUCCUGCCCUUUCAUGAGAUCGGCAACCGACUGAAGCUGCGCUACGAGACUUCUGUCAAGGUCGGCAGCUCUACCAAUGAGGCCACUGGAGAGGGAGACAUCUCGACAGGCCGAAACCAGCAGCAGCAGCACUCCCUGCCUGGUCUGAGCGAUCAGAUCCCUCGUACUAUGGAUCUGCUACACAUCGAGGACUCGCCCAGCUUCUGUAAACCCAGCAAAUACUCAGCAGGCACCGCAGCACGCAAGUGCUACAAAGACCAGAACUGUGACGCUAUCUGUUGUGGGCGGGGCCACAAUACACAAAGUAGGGAGGUGACCGGGCCCUGCCAGUGUCAGGUGCGAUGGUGCUGCUACGUUGAAUGCAAGCAGUGCACGCAGAGAGAAGAAGUCUACACCUGCAAGGGGUAAAGCAUCAGCUACCAGUUGCCUCAGAAUCAGUGGAGCAAGUCAAAGAUGGUUGGUCUUUAUGAUUCAGGUCUUUGUGAUGAAGAAGACUAGUUGGUUUGUUCUCAUCUGAGGUUGUGCUGCUAUUGUCGGAACAACAUUCUGCAGAAAGUUGAGAAGCAAACCAAAAAAAGCAAAAAAGCACUUUGAUGGAUUAAUGUGGGCUUCAGGGGUCCUACAGAAUAUUCAGACAACUGGGUUACCAUCUCAAGCUAUUUAAUCACAGCAUUGCCUUGAGGAAAAAAGCUUUUUCUGUUACCUGUUUCAGAUAUCCAUAGACAACAUUUUCCAAGAAAAUUAAUAAUCCAGUUGUAGAAUAAAUACACGGAUGGUUUCACAAACUGAUUUCUUUUGGGCUUUGCCCAAAGAACAAUAGAGUGUGUGAGUAUGUUAAAUAUGUGUGUUCUUCUUGUGUGUCUUUGCACUCUAGCAAAAGUUUGAGUGAUAAUAUUUUUUAUUCCAGUUAAAAUCAUAUUCUGAGACUCUUCAAAAAAAAAAAAAAAAAAAAAGCCUGGGUGUAAGAUUAACUUUACACGCACAUAUUUACACUCACACACAUUGUGUGUUUGCAUAUGUAUAUAAAUAAAACCAGUUAUGAUUUAGUGAUAUUAUACAAGCCACUUAUGUAACUAUGUAAAAUCAAACCACUAAAAACACAAACAUUUGGUUGUUUGUGUUGUUUUUCUCUUUGUUUUAAUCCAUUUUGGCAAUUGCCUCUGGAAAGCAACACACUUUUAUUUGAUGUCUUGUGGAUAAUUUAUAGAUCCUUUGGGACUACUCCUUUACCAGGAGGAUUUUCUUUUCUUUAUUUUCAGUAAUGUAAUAUGAAACUGUUUGUAAAUGAAUUAACAGAAAACAACUAAACCAAUCAGUUUAGGCUAUUCCUAGCCUUGAGCAAACCAGUGUUCAGGGAAUAACUUAAACCACUAUAUCUAUGAGGAUAAAAUAAUAUGAAAAAAUUACAGACAAUUUCACAUUGGAGAUACCAGUGGUUCAAGCCUGCGUUGUUGCAGCAGAUUAUCAUUUAAACAGCAGACAUGUGGCAUGUAACUCUGAUCAGACUUUAUGGAGCUCUGUGCAGCUUCAUAUUUUUUUUAUUGGUUUUUCUUUUUAUACUUUGUUGUAAAGAAAACUGUGGAGAACUGUAGGAAUGUAACUCCCUACCAUUUCCAUAUUUGCCUCUCCUCUUCAGCUGCCACAAUUUGAUUGAGCCAUAUUAUAGUGUGUGCAGUAGAAGUUUAAACAGUAUGGGGCAAAUGAGACUGAAAUCUACCCUGACAGUGUGCAGAUUUGCUCUAGUGAAUAUGUAUGUUUAUGCCUUGUAGCUGGCAUAAAUAUAUUUUUGAUAAGGCCGAUGUUUAUGUGAUGUUCCACAAACUGAUGCCUACACAUAAAGCUGGACUUUCACCACUUCCGUCCGUGGGAACCCAGUGAAGAUUUAUUUAUACACAAGUUAGUUCACCUUUCUUCCUUACUAUAUGUGACUCAGUCAACACAUUGGGCGUUAAUAGGACUCUACAAUACAAAUUGCAGUGACAGUGACACUUCAUAGCAAAAGUUCAGCAUUUCAAGAAUUCUACUUUCUUGCUUUCUUAAGCCUGAAUUAGGAGAAUAACAUCUCUGAUGUCUGUGUGAAAGAUUUACACCUGGUUUUUAUAGGCUGACAGAGUGCUAGGAUAAGCUAUGCUAACCAGCUGCUUAAUGCUAGAGAGACAAGAGUGAAUAAGUACAAUUCCUCAAAACUAUCAAUGUGCAUCUCCCUUGAAUAUUACCAGCACACCAAGUAAAGUUUCAAAUAAAAGAUAUUAAAUGGAUUCCUCUUGUUUUGCAGUAGCAUAAUCUCAUACUAAAACAAACAAAACUAAAGAGUAGCAGUUACUGUCAGAAUGUUAGACUUAUUUAUUAGCUUUUUUAGUCAGAUUAUGCUACUUCAACAAAAGAUUGCUCCUUUACUAGAAAAGAAAAUAUUUUUUGGCAUUUUAGCUAUUUAAGAAAACAAGUGCAAACAACACUUCACAUUAUUCUGGUGAGAAAUAACUACUGAGUGAGGGACCCAUUUCUGUAUUAUAGCAACAUUCGCGCACUGAAGCCAAAUUCCCUUUAAAGUAUUUUACAUCUGUAUUUAUAGAUACAAUAAAGAGCAGAUCUUUUCUAUUUAAUUUUUUUCUGUUAAUGUAAGUAGCAAUGGUUUCUUCUCCUGUGGUAUAGAGACAAAACUGAGGCACAUGUUUAGCUCUCACAAAAAUUUUAAACAAAACUUUUGGGGACCCCCACAAAACUAAUUAUUUGGUUCAGCAUUAUCACUGUUUCAAACCUGCAAAAUUGCGAAAUUUUUAGUAUGAUAAUCAGCCAAUCAGAGUACAUUUAUUUCGUUAGUCUCACUUUGGCAUUAAAUUCAUGCUUUAGGAUGCAAACAUCACUUGGCUUAUUUGUUCUGAGGUGCUAAAUUCCAAACAUUUUGAUAGGAGAUGGCACUCCAAAUAAAGACUGGUCAAAACACAUACACAGACAUUUGCACGCUACAUGGUGACCAUAAUAGCUAUGCUGAGACUCUUAGGAUAAAUGCGUGCUCCCCACAGCUUCUAGUGGUGUUUUAUGUUUUUUUUCCACAUUUUUUUGGCCCAAGCGCUGUGUGGCUCUCUGCUAUUAAAUUAAAUGGAUUUGCAAAGGAUAUGACAGAUAUACUAAAUUCACACAGAACACAUUCUUUGGUGUGUUCUUGGUUUGUACAUAGGCCUACAAGCUGUCAAGGAAAAAGAGGAGCAUGAUGCAUAUUUCAAUUUCACUGUCAUCUAUGUUCUCAAAAACAAAGCUCUGCACUGUUUAGUAUUCAGUGGAUCAUGUAUAAAAUUUUAUUUUGUAGAAAAGAUUAAGAGAUAAAUUAUUUUUGAAAAUAUUAUGAGCAUGUGUUUAGUGUAAAUAUAUAAAUAUAUAAAAAGUUUAAAUUGAUUUUAUAUCCUGGAUUUUAUGAUGUUUUUUUUUUUUUUUUUGUCUCUUAUGGGUGUUUAUGCCUUUAUGGGGUUGAGGUUUCACAAAGCAAUAUAUUUUUAAAUCUUGUAUCAUGUAAAGUCAAAAUUAAUAUCCAAGCACUAAUAAAUCCUUAAAAAAAUCAAUAAAAAAAUCAAUGCACCUGUAGUUAUUGAAGAUGAUCACUGUCAUCCAGAUUAUUUUUAUUGAUUUAGAUCUGAUCACAUAAUUGCCUUUUUUGUUAAGCAUCUUUUUAAUUUUUAUUGUAGCUGUCCAACCAUAUAGUCUCCUACAGUGUUAAAAAAAUGUCCUCGUCUGUAUGAAUUGAUUUAUAUCCUACUUUGUUUGCAUUUUGAUAGGAUUUAUGCUGUGCUUUCCAGAUACAUAACACACACCAACUGUGUAUUUUAUUUUUGUGAAACUAUUACACCAACGGAGUUUUGUCCAUGUCCACCUAUUCUUGUCUUAUGGGAACUCUAAAUUAUUUUCCCUCUACCUCAUGUGUAUAGCUUGUAGGCAUAAACAGAUCGCAAAUGACUGGUAAGAAUGUAUUUAAGUUAUUUAACAUCUUUGUAUAACAAAGGCGAAAAAAAAAAUCUGAAAUAAUAAAUGAAUUUUUAAAAUUGUAA
Messenger RNA from Gambusia affinis (western mosquitofish), 4923 nucleotides. RefSeq names its product wingless-type MMTV integration site family, member 9A (gene wnt9a). Bases 188 to 1291 code for a protein of 367 amino acids. Gene Ontology annotation, molecular function: frizzled binding; cytokine activity. Gene Ontology annotation, cellular component: extracellular region. Gene Ontology annotation, biological process: cell fate commitment; canonical Wnt signaling pathway; multicellular organism development. The record is from RefSeq and is a predicted model, not a curated record. The transcript has 4 exons. Lineage: Eukaryota; Metazoa; Chordata; Actinopteri; Cyprinodontiformes; Poeciliidae.